AUGAUCCUCGAGGGAGUCACCCCAAAGCCCGAGCCCGUCGCCGACGUGGACUCCGAGGCGGGAUGGAAGGAGAAGUCGGUGGAGGAGGAUGGAGUGUCGCCACGCUACCAGGAUGCCUUUGGUGAUGAGACCAAUGCUGAGGUCAAGUACAAGACCAUGGAGUGGUGGCAAGCUGGAAUGUUCAUGAUCGCCGAGUCUGUUUCGCUGGGUGUCCUUUCGCUGCCCGCUACCCUGGCAUCCCUGGGUCUUGCGCCGGCUCUCAUCCUGAUUAUCGGCCUCGGUCUUCUCGCCACAUAUACUGGUCUUCUGAUUGGAAAGUUCCACCAGCGCUACCCUCACAUCCAGAACCUGGCUGAUGCCGGUGAGGUUUUGAUGGGUGCAUUUGGUCGUGAGCUUUUCGGUAUUGGACAGCUUCUGUUCUCUAUCUUCAUCAUGGGUAGCCACAUCUUGACUUUCAGCGUCAUGAUGAACACGGUCACCGAUCACGGUACUUGUACCAUGGUCUUCACGGCUGUUGGCUUCGUCAUCUGCAUGGUGUGCUCUCUUCCCCGCACCAUGAAGAAUAUGACCUACAUUUCAUGCUGCUCAUUCGUCAGUAUUCUGACUGCUGUCAUUAUCACGAUGAUCUCAGUUGGUGUUCAGGACCACGCAUAUAGUAAUCUCAAGGCUACCGUGGACACUGAUCUGUUUCACGCCUUUACUGCCGUGACCAACAUUGUCUUCGCCUACUGUGCCCACGUUGCCUUCUUCGGUCUGCUCGCCGAGAUGCGCGAGCCAAGGGAUUUCCCCAAGGCUCUGUACAUGUUGCAGACCUUCGAGAUCAUCUUCUAUGUUGUUGCUGCCGUGGUCAUUUACUACUAUGUUGGCCAGUCUGUUGCUUCCCCGGCUUUGGGAUCUGCUGGCCCCGUGAUGAGCAAGGUUGCCUAUGGCAUUGCCAUUCCUACUAUUAUUGGUGCUGGUGUUGUCAACGGCCACAUUGGUCUCAAGUAUAUUUACGUCCGUCUGUUCCGUGGCACUGACCGCAUGCACCGCCGCGAUCUGACUUCAUACGGCUCCUGGGUUCUCAUCGGCCUCACUUGCUGGAUCAUUGCCUGGAUCAUCGCCGACGCUAUUCCCGUUUUCAGCGACCUGCUGAGUCUGAUCAGCUCCCUGUUCGCUUCCUGGUUCAGUUACGGUCUCCCCGGUGUCUACUGGCUGCACAUGAACUGGGGCAAGUGGUUCUCCUCUCCUCGCAAGAUCUUCCUCACCGCAGUCAACAUGUGCAUCGUGUUGAUUGGUGCUUGUAUGUGUGGUCUCGGUCUCUACGUCUCUGGUAAAGCGAUUCACGACGAUGCCUCCAACAACAGCUUCUCUUGCGCCAACAAUGCCUGA
This is a messenger RNA of Penicillium maclennaniae, 1371 nucleotides long. RefSeq lists its product as uncharacterized. Gene Ontology annotation, cellular component: vacuolar membrane. Gene Ontology annotation, molecular function: amino acid transmembrane transporter activity. The coding region runs from base 1 to 1371 and encodes 456 amino acids. Gene Ontology annotation, biological process: amino acid transmembrane transport. The transcript has 5 exons. NCBI's taxonomy places the organism in Eukaryota, Fungi, Ascomycota, Eurotiomycetes, Eurotiales, Aspergillaceae. The record is from RefSeq and is a predicted model, not a curated record.